AAUGCGGUGCUCGCAAUUAUAAAAUUUACAUUUAAUAUGCGGCAGAUAAGCUCUCCCUCUCUCUCGUUCUCUUUUCUAGAUUCUGAUAAAUGUUAUAAUAGGUAUGUGAAAAAUAUACCAUCUAUAUAUACCUGAACAUUAUUUAUUUAUAGAGAGAAAGUGACGCUACCAAGAAGAUGUAAGUAGAUUUGUUACUAAAAAUUGACUGAUUCGGUAAGCAGGAUGUAUUUUAGACCAGUUUAGAUCGGGAAUGGAAGAAGAAAUUCACGUUAAGGUGAUUAAUGUGUAAAAUAUUGGCUUAAAUCAAGCCGUUCUUUCUCUCUCCACCUGUUCCUGCCUUUUUUGUGGGCACUGCAUCCCUCUCUCUCCCCAUAGUGUCCUGUGUCCAGACGGUUGCUUGCGAGGGGAGGAACGAUCAGUGCCGCUCACAGCCUCACCAAUGGCUGCCCAUCAUCUCCUUUGGUUUCUCUGUCUCCUGCUGCUCCAUCCUCUUCUCUCCCACUCUGUUCAUCCCUAUGAUUUUUCAUUGUUUCUCGACUGCGGUGGGCAAAGCAAUUUCACUAGCCAGUUCAACCAGUCAUGGGUAGCUGACAGGUUCUACACCGGUGGAAGUCCAGGACUAGUGACGAAUCCACAUAAUUUCAAUCAAGCUCAAGAAAGGACCCUUCGGUUUUUUCCCGGUUCAUAUGGGAAAAAGAACUGCUACAAUGUCGAUGUCCCGAAUGGCCGCUACUUCAUUAGGACAUUCACGGUGUAUGAUAAUUAUGACAGCGAGUUGCAUUCCCCGAGCUUUGAUGUUUCUGUGGAGGGUACUCUUGUUUUUAGUUGGAGAUCGCCAUGGCAAGCAGAAGUAAGCAAAAAUGGGGCAUAUUCGGAUCUUUUUGCAUUUGUAACUGAUGGACAAGCAACCAUUUGCUUCUACAGUAUUGCCACAGAUUCUCCCGUGAUCUCAUCUUUAGAGAUUGUGCAAGUAGAUCCACUUGCUUAUGAUUCUUCAUCUAUUGGAAGGAAUUUUAUCUUGGUGAAUUAUGGGCGUUUAACUUGUGGAUCUAAUUCUUUUGGGCCUGGAUUUACCAAUGACACAGAUUACUUUGGCAGAGCUUGGCAAUCUGAUAAGAAUUUUCGUCUGAAUUCAGAUGCUAGGACAAUUUCUACCCGAACACCAAUACAUGGUACCAAUCAGGCUCACGACUACUUUCCAGAGCAUUUGUAUCAAACUGCAGUAAUAGUAGAUCCUGGUAAAACUCUUGAAUAUACACUGACAGUGGAUGCUAGGAUGGAUUACUUGCUUUGGUUUCAUUUUGCGGAGAUAAACCCUGUUGUGAGUAAAGCAACCCAAAGGGUGUUUGAUAUCUAUGUCAAUGGCAACAAUGUUACCAGGAUUGAUAUAUUCAAGCAAGCUGGCAGCUUUACUGCUCUGAGAUGGUAUCACAUUGUGAAAAAGUUGAACAGUACAGAGCUGAAUGUGAAGUUUGUUUCAGUGAUUGGUCCACCAUUACUUUGUGGACUUGAGAACUAUGCAAUGGUUCCACUCGACUUUGCUACUGUUCCAAGCCAAGUAUUUGCAAUGAAAGCAUUGAAGGAAUCACUGCAUGUCCCUGACAGAAUGGGAUGGAAUGGUGAUCCAUGUGCCCCUUCCUCCUGGGAUGCUUGGGAAGGAGUAACCUGUCAUCAUGAUGGAAAGAAUGGUCUUGUGAUAACCCAGUUGGAUCUUGGAAGUCAAGGACUGAAAGGAUAUAUCAGUGACCAGAUAAAUCUUCUAACAAACUUAGUGAGCCUGAAUUUAAGCUUGAACAGCUUAACUGGCAGCAUACCUCAGGGCCUAGGAGUUCGCUCUCUUGCACAAGUGGACUUGUCAGGUAAUCAGUUAACAGGAGCUAUCCCUGAGAGUUUAGGUUCUUCAAAUCUGCAAGUUGUGUUGUUAAAUGACAACCAGUUGGAUGGACAAGUACCUGAACGACUUUACUCCAUUGGUGUGCAUGGUGGACUGAUCGACCUUUCUAGUAAUAAGGGCCUUUGUGGUGUGCCUACUUUACCUGCUUGUCCAUUCUUUUGGAGCAAAGUUGGCUUGUCUGAUGGGGCCAAAAUUGGUAUAGGACUGGCGUGCUUGGUUAUUUUCCUACUACUGUUAGUUUUAUUUAUCUACGUGGUCUGCAUCAGAAGAGGGAGACAUGAUUAUGACUUUGCACUUCCUCAGGAUCUAAUUUCACUUGCAGCAAAGAGAAAUAGGUAUCAAAGACAGAAGUCGAUGAUGCUUCUAGAAAUGGAGUCUCAAAAUAAUGGAUUUUCAUCAAGCUUUAACAACCACCAUCCUUUCCAGCCAGAAUCACGCUAAUAGGCAUUCAUUAUUGCACAUCUGGAGUUCUUGAUCAAAGAGUUGUAACCAAGUACAAUUCAAAAGUUCCACAAGGAGGAAAAAGGAAAAAAAGGAGGCACAUUGCAAACUGCAGGAAGCUCAUACGGCUAGUUCUUACAAACGUGGGAUGCGUGAAGCUUGCCUGCCACCCAUUGAUUUGAACCGUGGCUGACAGAGUGAUGCAGUUUAACUGGAGUUGCUUAUGGCUGACGGAGCGAUACAACUUUACUGGAGUAGCUCACAUUGGAAGAGAGGACUUGUACAUCAAACAAAAGCAUGUGUAAUUAACAAUUUUUUUCGAUGCCAUAGAAUCUUAUGAGGAAGAAUCCUCGAGUUCGUAUCCCAUUCAUUGUGCGGCUUCUCCAUUUCUUUGUUCGUGUACAUUGUGUUUUAGGCUUCAUAAUGUCGAGUAUCUAUCUCUCUCUCUC
This is a messenger RNA of Nymphaea colorata (pocket water lily), 2784 nucleotides long. Its product is annotated as receptor-like protein 4. Gene Ontology annotation, molecular function: protein binding. The coding region runs from base 440 to 2335 and encodes 631 amino acids. The transcript has 9 exons. The record is from RefSeq and is a predicted model, not a curated record. NCBI's taxonomy places the organism in Eukaryota, Viridiplantae, Streptophyta, Magnoliopsida, Nymphaeales, Nymphaeaceae.